Catharus ustulatus (Swainson's thrush) is the source of this 749-nucleotide messenger RNA. RefSeq names its product SS18 like 2 (gene SS18L2). The transcript is spliced from 3 exons. Lineage: Eukaryota; Metazoa; Chordata; Aves; Passeriformes; Turdidae. Gene Ontology annotation, biological process: positive regulation of transcription by RNA polymerase II. Gene Ontology annotation, molecular function: transcription coactivator activity. The record is from RefSeq and is a predicted model, not a curated record. Gene Ontology annotation, cellular component: nucleus. The coding region runs from base 40 to 273 and encodes 77 amino acids.
CAGGGGCGGGGCCACCGCGCCCCUCAGCCGGGAGCCGCCAUGUCUGUGGCGUUCGUGCCCGAGCGGCAGCGCGGGAGGGCCGAGGUGAACCAGGACACGCUGCAGCGGCUGCUGGAGGAGAACGACCAGCUGAUCCGGUGCAUCGUGGAGUACCAGAGCAAGGGCCGCGCCACCGACUGCGUGCAGUACCAGCAUAUCCUGCACAGAAACCUCAUUUAUUUAGCUACAAUUGCUGAUGCUACUCCGCCCAGCACGCAGAAGCCUGCAGACUGACUGCAAUACCUGGACCUGAGCAGGGCUUUCAGAGGCCGUAGAAAUAGUUUAGAGUCCCACUUUGAGAGCCAAGAAGGUGUGGGUUUGAAAAAAAUCAGGUAAAAAGUGAUCUGUACUUCUGUGUUUAAAAUGUGAAUGUACUUUUCAGUAUAUUAUUCGGCCAGCUUUUCCCUUGUUACUGUAACUAACACAGUUUAAGAACGAUAAUUAUUACAUUCCCUUUUCCCUCUGAAAACCUCAAGUCAGUGUACUUGUGGGAAUAGCCUGGUUGUCAGGACAGCACUGUGGGAAGCAAAGCCCAUCUCAUGAGUAAGGUUCUGUAAUAACAAGGUCGAUGUUAUGCUACAUGACUCCUAUUUCCAGAAUGUUGGGCAAUUCCAAAGUUGGGCAUGUGUUCUGUAUAUAAAAGCAGUAGACUCUUUUGUAUCCUGUAUCAGAACAAUUGUGCUAAAUAAACUAAAGAUGUUCUUUGUAAA